Linum tenue is the source of this 948-nucleotide messenger RNA. NCBI's taxonomy places the organism in Eukaryota, Viridiplantae, Streptophyta, Magnoliopsida, Malpighiales, Linaceae. The record is from the annotation of a GenBank genome assembly.
ACAAGAUAACCAUGGCUACUUUGAUAAGCACUAUAGUGACGAUUAUGGUAGCUAUCGCGACGAGUUGCAUGAUUAUGAUGAUGAUGUUCAUCCCCGCUGCCGCCGCCGGGGAUUUCAACCGGGAUUUCGACAUCACGUGGGGGGACGGACGCGCAAAAGUGCUCAACGGCGGCCGCCUCCUCACCCUGUCCCUCGACAAAACCUCCGGCUCCGGCUUCCGGUCCAAGAACCAGUACUUGUUCGGGAAGAUCGACAUGCAGAUAAAGCUCGUCGCCGGUAACUCCGCCGGCACCGUCACCACCUACUACCUAUCCUCAUUGGGGUCAACACAUGACGAAAUUGAUUUUGAGUUCUUGGGAAAUUUAAGUGGAGAUCCUUACACCCUCCACACCAACAUAUUUGCUGAAGGAAAAGGAAAUAAGGAGCAACAAUUCUACUUGUGGUUCGAUCCAACCAAGGGUUUCCACACCUACUCCGUCCUCUGGAAUCCUCAUACCAUCAUAUUUUAUGUGGACGGGACGCCAAUAAGAGAGUUCAAGAACUUGGAAGCCAAGGGUGUCCCAUUCCCAAAGAAGCAGCCGAUGUGGGUCUACUCGAGCCUCUGGGACGCCGAGGAUUGGGCCACAAGGGGCGGCCUGGUAAAGACCGAUUGGAGCCAGGCCCCAUUCGUCGCCUCCUACGCCAACUACGAGGCCCAGGCCUGCGUUUGGUCUCCUUCCACGACAACCACCUCUUGCUCCGACUCUUCCAAUGCGAACAGUAGCUCGUGGCUCUCCCAAUCCUUGGACACCGACGGCCAAGCUAAGAUCAAAUGGGUUCAGCAGAACUACAUGAUUUACAACUACUGCACCGAUUCCAAACGCUUCCCUCAAGGAUUCCCCGUCGAAUGUUCCUCCUAAUAGCAGAUGCAGAGCUUCAUCACCGUUACUGCUCAUGCUCUCAACUAUA